This is a messenger RNA of Polyodon spathula (Mississippi paddlefish), 1812 nucleotides long. Its product is annotated as caspase recruitment domain-containing protein 8-like. Bases 68 to 1609 code for a protein of 513 amino acids. NCBI's taxonomy places the organism in Eukaryota, Metazoa, Chordata, Actinopteri, Acipenseriformes, Polyodontidae. The transcript has 11 exons. The record is from RefSeq and is a predicted model, not a curated record. Gene Ontology annotation, biological process: regulation of apoptotic process. Gene Ontology annotation, cellular component: canonical inflammasome complex.
AGGUUGUUACGAAGUUCUAAGCAGCGCAUUUCAGCGUGUAACUGACCGGGAGUUUAGGAGACUGAAAAUGGAAAUUUUAAACCUGGUGGGAUGCUACGGGUUCGAUAAAAUAUCGCCAAGGAUUUUAGUGCAGGCAACAAGUCUGGAACUGGCUAAACUUUUGGUUAUAAACUGCGGGGAUGAGAUGGCUGUUCAGGUAGCCACCACAGUAUUAGAUUGUAUCAACAGAAAAGACUUGUGCCAGUUCUUAUUGCAUUCACUUUUCACUGGAUGGGAUUGCUCUGAUUCUACCAAGAGGAAUUCUUUGGGCACAAACAAAGCUCAGCCGCUCUUUGAAGGUACCACAGCAUUAACAACAGAAUGGGAUUGCCCUGAUUCUACCAAGAGGAAGUCUUUGGACACAAAGAAAGCUAUUCCGCUUCUUCAAGGUCCCACGGCAUUAGCAACAGGACAGGGGAGAUUUAAAUGUACCAAGUGUCGGGUGACACUGGACAUGGUGAAGUGGACUUUGAUAGAACCUUUCACUUCUAUCAAGAAUGGAAACUGCACAUUCAGGACUGCUAUUCCAGGCGCGGGUCAGUACGAGUGCUCCAGGACCUGUAUCCGGUGGAAAACCCAGGGUCCAGUCACUGUGGAGUACAGGUACAGCUCCUGGACUAGAUACAGCCAGGAUCUGGAAAAGAAGAACUAUAUGAUAGCUGGGCCACUGAUGGACAUCACUGUGAUUUCAGGAGCCAUCGAAGAAAUUCACCUGCCUCAUUUCAUCUGUCUAGGCUCAGAAGACAUACUGGUGUCUAAUUUCAAGGUGCUCCAUGUGAAGGAAGAGUCUCUCAUUUCUAUGGAUGCUGUCUGUGGAGCAAACUCCUCCCAUGCCUGGCUGCAGAAGCCCAUCUUCUCUCUGAAAGGGAUCCUCUACCUGAUCCGCUCCUAUCUCUGCACCUCCAUCCACAUGCAGGUGCUGCUCUUCAGAGCCUUCUCUGCUGCUAAUCUCACUCUGCACGUCUACCUCGUUCCCAAUCACCAAGCUUUCAUCAAUGCUGUUGAAAUGCAAGAGAAGAGACAGGGAUCUCUCCGGAUUUACAAACCAGCCGAAACUGAAAAGUCUCUACACAUUCGGAAGAGCUAUUCCCUCAAAACAUUGUCAAAGGUGACAGUCAUACCACAGAAAAUCAAACUGCGUUACAUCAGCAGUGGGCAGAUCCCGCCCUUCUUUGAAGUGUACAGCCAGAAAAUCAACUCCACGCUUUCUCUUAUUUUACUGUCUGAUGAAGAAGAACUUUGGAGAACUGAGAUCCGACCAGGUGAUUAUCAGAGACUGUCUUUUGAAAAAUCUGAGCCUGAAGGCGCUUGUUUUCUUCAGCAACAUGAGUGCAGUGUGACUGAGAGACUCGGCAUGAUCCAACCAAUACUCAGACAGCUUCUGCAAAGAGGGGUGAUCAAUGAGGAGGAGCAGGAGAUGAUCCUGCAGAGAGGAACAAGGAUUGAGCAGAACAACACCUUGGUCUCUCUAGUAAAAAGGAAAGGCAGUCAGGCUGUGCAAGAGCUCUACAGAGUAUUGCAAGACUGUGAUCCAUACCUCAUUGAAGACUUGGAGAGCCAAGCUAGAUAAACAGAUAGACUUGUGCAAGGAACAGCUAACACUUGUUAACAAAGUUAAAUGAAUUCGGGGUUAAGCUAUUUAAAGGUUAUGUGUGUGAGAGGGUUUUAGACUUGGUAUACAUGUAUAAUAACUAACAACUACAAACACAAAUGGCACUUCAAAUGUAUUAUUUAUAGCCUAAAAUUGUCAAUUAUAUGUCAAUUACAUGUCAA